AUGGGUACCAAACAAAAUGAAAGUCGUCCAGUAUUUGCAGUGAUUGGUGAAGAUCGUUGGAAGAAGACUUAUUUAUUAGUGGUGAUUCUGAGACAUCCUUCUAUUUGUAUUACUCCGUUGGAUCAUAUUCUAUGGAGAGAAUUGGAUUCAAGUCAAGACUUCCAAGCUUUUGCUCUUGGUAUCAAUCCAUAUGGUACACACGCAUAUGUCGUACAGUUAGAGACACCGAAACCACUCUUUGUAUUUCCAAACAAUCAACAAGAAAUUGAACCAACACGUUUGCAAUCAUUACCUCAUCGUAUAGUUAGUCUAAUGACAUGGAAUUCUCAUAGUGUUGGUCUAGUUGUCGAUGCUCCUGCUGUGAUUCUUAUACCUGCAAGCCUUCCAGGAUAUUAUAGUGCAAAAAUAGAGAAAUAUGGUGCCAUAGCAAUAUAUAAAUCAAUAUCAUGUAUACCAAGUACUCAUCAAGUCAAGAGAAGUUUUGGACCUUGUAUGAUUUGUCCACUCGGUUCGAAAAAUGAUGGUAGUGCUGGAGAGAUGUGCGUCAAAUGUACGACUAAUGAUACAUUAUGGUGUUUUAGCGGUGCUAUUCAUGAAAUUGACAUGACAAACAUCACAAGUUAUGAUCAGGCGAAUCCAUAUCCAGAGUCACUUCAUACAACAGAAUUUGAUGAUAUACUUUUGCAGAAUAUUUUUCAAUUAUCCUUCGAAAAUCGACAUUGUGUGCUAGUUUCACCUCUAUUUUGGACAUGUGUUGCAGUAGGUUGUUGUAUAAUGAUUUUUAUUAUGAUCCAACUUCUUUCACGUUGUUCGAAAUCUCAAAUUCGGCUACAAUUUUUUGAAAAACUCUUCUCUCAUUUCGAUGUUAUUAGCGAAGGAAAACAUUGGUUAGGUGGACUGAUAUCGUUAUCAUUACUUGUUCUAAUCACAUUUGUCUGUAAGUUUAGCAUAUCAUUUGCUCAUUUAUAUCCAAUCGAGGAAACAUCAUUUGAAAAACGACAAAGUGCAUCAUGUGAUGAUAGAUUGUUGAAUGCUAAACUGACAAGUUCACUACAGUUACUCUCAACAUUAGAACACGAAAACGAAAAGCCAAUAUUUACUUUACUAAAUGAACAGAAUAUAACUCUAAUUGUUCAGUUUAUUAGUACAGGUUAUACAUGCGAAAAUGUAAUAUUGCAACAAAAUCGAGAUCGUGGAUUAAGCAUUCCAUUCACAAAUUUCAACUGUUUGGAAAGUAAUGGAAUAUUAACCAUUACUACACUAUUACCGCAACAUGUUGUGGCGAUGCAAUUUAAUUUAAAUGGGCCACAUUUUGUCGGUGGACUUCGUCUCUGCUUUUCAGCACCUUCAGUUAUCAAUACUAAUGCUUAUUCGAAGGUUCAACAAAUGAAUACAUGUCAGUUCUUUUACACUCCAAAUCAAACACUAACAAAAGAUCCAACAGUAAACGUGAAAAUGACUAAAGUAAUUAAUCGAACUGCCGGCUUGACAAUUCAUGAGAAUACAACAUAUACAGGCAUUUGGUUGCCUUCUUUCACUGUUAAUACUCUAUCAGAUGAAUUAUUAUUUUCGCUAGGUGCUGAAUAUCUUCGCUAUGUACCCAAAAAAACUACUUUAGUUGUAGUUAUAACUGAAUCUGAAUUUUAUAUGAAGAAUACACAAGAACCUAUUGCUCGUCAAUAUGAAAUUGUGUUUAGUACGGUUCUAUUUGCAAGUAAGACUGUAAUACUUAGUAAUGAUGAUAAAUAA
This is a messenger RNA of Rotaria sp. Silwood1, 1749 nucleotides long. NCBI's taxonomy places the organism in Eukaryota, Metazoa, Rotifera, Eurotatoria, Philodinida, Philodinidae. The record is from the annotation of a GenBank genome assembly.